Messenger RNA from Habropoda laboriosa, 1841 nucleotides. It is a transcript of the gene ND-49, whose product is annotated as NADH-ubiquinone oxidoreductase 49 kDa subunit. The record is from RefSeq and is a predicted model, not a curated record. Gene Ontology annotation, biological process: mitochondrial electron transport, NADH to ubiquinone. Bases 10 to 1464 code for a protein of 484 amino acids. The transcript has 4 exons. Gene Ontology annotation, molecular function: NAD binding; NADH dehydrogenase (ubiquinone) activity; quinone binding. Lineage: Eukaryota; Metazoa; Arthropoda; Insecta; Hymenoptera; Apidae.
GUUGGAAGAAUGGCCGCGAGAACGUCGUUGGUGCCUGUUCUGCACUCAAGCAGGGGAUUGUUGGGCUUAUGGAAGGAGAAGGGAAUAAUGGUUGGUGGCAGCAGGCUAGGAGAUUUGCUAGAUAUCGGAAGUCAACGUCGAACCGCGCAUAGAUGGUAUCCAGAUUAUCCCGAGAUGCAACAUAUUGUAGACACGAUGAAGGAAGAUUAUAAUGAUAAGAUAGUGAGAUUGCAAUGGCCUCCCUUAAGGUCAAAAUGGGUGAUGUCAGAGAGCGGUCCUAUAUUUGAGAAGGAGGAGGUUGUUCGAAACAUGGAGCUCAAUUUUGGACCUCAGCAUCCAGCUGCGCACGGAGUAUUGCGAUUGAUUCUUGCGAUGGAUGGCGAACUAGUGAAACGCUCAGAUCCCCAUAUAGGUCUAUUGCAUCGAGGCACGGAGAAACUGAUCGAGUAUAAAACGUACAUGCAAGCUUUACCUUACUUCGACCGUUUGGAUUACGUCUCGAUGAUGUGCAACGAACAGUGCUUCUCCAUGGCUAUCGAGAAGUUGCUAAACAUAGAAGUGCCGUUGCGAGCGAAAUACAUCAGAACUCUGUUCGCCGAGAUCACAAGAAUCUUAAAUCAUAUAAUGGGAAUUGGAACACACGCGCUCGACAUAGGGGCUAUGACGCCGUUUUUCUGGUUGUUCGAAGAACGAGAAAAAUUGAUGGAAUUUUACGAACGCGUGAGCGGUGCCCGUAUGCAUGCUGCCUACAUUCGUCCUGGCGGUGUUUCACUGGACAUGCCAUUGGGUUUGAUGGACGACAUAUACGAAUGGGCUUCGAAAUUUUCUGAGCGACUGGACGAUACGGAAGAGAUGUUGACAUCGAACAGAGUGUGGGUGCAACGUACGCAAAACAUUGGGACAGUGACGGCGCAGCAAGCGAUAGAUUGGGGCUGUAGCGGUGUGAUGCUCAGGGGUUCAGGAAUCAAAUGGGAUUUGAGGAAACAAGCGCCUUACGACGCAUACGACCUAGUCGAGUUUGACGUUCCAAUCGGGGAAAACGGAGACUGUUUGGACAGGUAUCUUUGUCGUAUGGAGGAGAUGCGUCAGUCGUUACGAAUCAUUUAUCAAUGUUUGAAUCAAAUGCCGACGGGUGAAGUGAGGAUCGACGACGCGAAGAUCGUACCGCCGAGACGAGAGGAAAUGAAAACGAGCAUGGAGGCGUUGAUACAUCAUUUCAAAUUGUACACUCAGGGGUUCCAGGUGCCACCUGGUGCGACAUACACCGCGAUCGAGGCGCCGAAGGGUGAAUUUGGCGUUUACCUGGUUAGCGACGGUAGCAGCAAACCUUACAGGUGCAAAAUCAAAGCGCCCGGGUUUGCCCAUUUAGCCACGUUGCGGCACAUAGGUAUGAAUUGCUUUCUCGCCGAUAUCGUGGCUAUUAUCGGUACCUUGGAUGUGGUAUUCGGGGAAAUCGACAGAUAAGUCGUUGCUCUCACGAGGUACAUAGUAUAGUCUGCGUAUAGAUGAUUUCCACAUUGGAUUUCACGUUGUGAAAAGAAAAAGUAAAUAAAACGAACUGGUUAAUCCUUACGUUGAAAUGUGCAGUCUAUCGUAGAGCGCGUAUUUGCGCGAUGCUCCGAAAUCUUGCGCCGGUACACUGAUUUCCUCCUAGAAAUCGGAAACGUUGCUAUUCGCGUUUCGUCGCGGAGUAACGUCGACAGAGCGGCAUAGUACCUAACCUAACCACGAUUCGAUACGAUACGCGAUAUUGGUUGGUUGGUUGCGUGUACGCACGCACGCGGCGACGGAAGUAAAAAGGCGGUUGCGUAAUAUUUGAACAAACACGAAUCUAGGAAUAA